ACCAUUUUUCUCUAAUCUUUUGCCCUUGGUCACGUAAAUUUUUUUCCAUACGCUAAUCCCGCCGAGUGAACAGUAAUUUUUCCCACUCAAAUUCUCAAUCUUAGGCUCCUAGUCCCACCUAUGACCUAAUCUUCUACUCUCUAAGAACACAAGCUCUCAGUCUCACACUCUCAUCAAGACUCGUCUCUGAUUCUCAGUCUCUCUCUCACAAAGAAAGACUUUCCUCUCAAUCAGUCUCCUUAUCAUCUCCGUUCUCCACCGUGGCUCUGCCACUAUAUAGUUCUGUAUUUGGGGUAAUUUAAGAGAUUCAGCUUUAUCCUAGUAAAGGACUAAAUCUCAAUGGCUUAAUGAGUUGCUGGCUAGCUGCUAUCGGCUUAAAUUUUCACUAUUUUAGAUCAUAUAUAGCACGGAAAAACCUGCCUUACUAUGUCAGCCUUCUCCAUAAUGGGCGAGAGAAUUGUUAAGUUGAACGAGGUUGCCCAACAUGGAAAUAUUGAUGCCUUUUACAUGUUAAUUGGGGAGGAUGUAAAUCUUUUGGAAGCUAUUGAUGAGCUAGCAUUUGUUGAUACUCCUUUACACAUAGCUGCAUCUGCUGGGGGCCCACAACACAUACAAUUUGCAAUGGAGAUGGUGAGAUUAAAGCCCUCAUUUGCCAGGAAGCCAAAUCCAAAUGGGUAUAGCCCCAUUCACCUUGCUCUACAAAAGGGACAUACCCAGAUGGUGCGAUGGCUUCUACAGGUGGAUGGAGACCUUGUCCGUGUAAAAGGAAAGGAGGGUAGAACUCCUUUGCAUGAUUUAGCUGCAGCAGCAGCGACAGAGCAGCAACUUGGUCUAAUGGACAAAUUUCUAUCAGACUGUCCUAAUUCUAUUGAAGAUGUGACGAUUCAAAACCAAACUGCUCUGCAUAUUGCCCUCCUGGAAAACAACGAAUUGGAUGCUUUUAAACGCUUGGUAAGAUGGCUUCGAAAAAAUAAGUCUGAAAAUGCAAGGGAGAUACUGAACCGGCAGGAUAAGGAAGGCAACACUGUGUUGCACGUGGCAGUAUCCAAAAACCAAACCGAGGCCGUGAGGAAGUUACUAAAUCGUGGUGUUAAUUUAAACGUUAGGAAUUUAGAGGGUCAUACGGCACAGGACAUGUUGCAAGAACAAAGACAAGUAAACAACGGCGAGAUAAGGGAUAUGCUAAGCUAUGCUGGAGCUUUGUCUUGUUCGUGUUCAUGUCUUCCUAAAGUUAAUUGUUAUGAAUAUUGCGUAAGGAAACCCAAAUAUUAUGAGAGAUCACGAAUACUCAGAAAAACGGUCUUAUUUUUUGAGAGAGUACGAUUACUCAUAAAAACUGCACGUGAAGGGUCGAGAAUAUCGAAUGACGACCGCAAUGCGCUUUUGGUGGUAGCUGCACUGCUUAUGACAAUCACCUAUCAGGUAGUAAUCACCCCUCCUGGGGGACUCUGGCAAGAUAACUCUGGUGAUAGUAGUGGACCGCACGACGCAGGGACAGCCAUUGCCCAAACAAUACCGCACGACGCAGGGACAGCCAUUGCCCAAACAAUGUUUGUCCAUUUUGAGAUAGUCGCAACGGUAAAUUAUAUCACAUUUACGCUCUCAACCAUAGUGACUUUUCAACUCCUUCCAAGCGGGUACAUUAGUGCGCUGUUCAAGAUGGCUCUAGUCCAAUUGUGGGUCUCCUACUACUAUACAUUGGCAGUCAUAUGCCAAUCUGUGCCGGUUUUUGUUUACUGUCUUAUUAGUACCGGGCUUUGUUUAGUUUUGGUCCUCUUUGCUUUCUUUGGCAGGCAAUUCUGUGGCGCCAGAAUAAAGUGGCUGCGUCUUGACUGGAUUUUCUAUAUAGUUUAUGCGUGUAUAAUGUUUUUAGUGAUCUUGGUCUUUGAGUAGGACGGUUAUUAAGAAACUUAAA
Molecule: messenger RNA, 1915 nt
Organism: Quercus lobata
Lineage: Eukaryota; Viridiplantae; Streptophyta; Magnoliopsida; Fagales; Fagaceae
Product: ankyrin repeat-containing protein BDA1-like
Exons: 4
Coding region: 427-1893 (488 amino acids)
Molecular function (GO): protein binding
Source: RefSeq, a predicted model, not a curated record